AUGAUUCUCUUUUUGUAUCUCAAUUCUGAAAACUACGUCAGUGCUGGGAUUCCUGAUAAAUCUUGGCAGCCUCCAAUUGCCAUUCUUGAAACUACUAUGGGUACUGUAACAGUAGAAAUGUAUUGGAAACAUACUCCUCUUACAUGCAGAAACUUUAUGGAAUUAGUAAGAAGAGGUUAUUAUAAUAACACUAAAUUUCAUAGAGUCAUAAGGGAUUUUAUGAUACAAGGUGGUGAUCAUACAGGAACGGGCAAGGGAGGUCAAUCAAUAUAUGGACCUCAAUUUGAUGAUGAAAUAACUUCCGAUUUAAAACAUACUGGUGCAGGGAUAUUGUCAAUGGCAAAUGCAGGACCAAAUACUAAUGGAUCACAAUUUUUCAUUACUUUAGCCCCAACACAAUGGUUAGAUGGGAAACACACAAUAUUUGGCAGAGUACAAAGUGGCAUGACAGUUGUGAAACGGAUUGGUUUAGUGGAAUGCGAUAAACAUGAUUGUCCUGUUGUCAUACUUCAUACUAGUGAUGAAGACUUAAGAGAUACCGGCAUAGGCGCACACGGC
Molecule: messenger RNA, 558 nt
Organism: Brenthis ino (lesser marbled fritillary)
Lineage: Eukaryota; Metazoa; Arthropoda; Insecta; Lepidoptera; Nymphalidae
Source: the annotation of a GenBank genome assembly